CAUCGUAGGCAUCGUUGCUGUUGCCGCCGCUUCUGUUGUUGUUGCCAAAACGCGCACGCUAAAAUACUAUUCGUACCUUGGCAGUUCGUUGCUCGUAUUAGUUGUUCUUGCCAUCAAUUAGCGCCUUUGGCUUUUUUGUUUUUUAGCCAAUUUGUUUUUUGUCUCUCUGCUCUGAAUCACGCCGAUGAAAACGACGACCACGCCAACGACGACGACAACACGGCUAAGCCCUUAGCGCAUCAAUCAGUUGCAAGACGAUCGAUUAACUGGCAACAACGAGCUGAGCGCGAGCGCGUUGCCGAUUGCAACGAAUGCUGGAACAGCAGCUGCCAAUUCAUCUCCAUUCUUCAACAUUUGCGGCACGUGUGAAAAAAAUUGUACAAAUUUUCAACAACAAAAUUAUUGAGAUAUUUUCAAUAAGCACCGAGCAGCCACAGCAGCGGCCAUAAAUUUGCGCACAAGAAUUUCGUGUGAAAAAAAAUUAAUUCAAUUACCUAAUCAGUUGGCCAUUAAUGUGCGUCGUCGUCGCCGCAGCCGUCUUUAGUGCAUAUGCGCGUGUGUUUGUGUGAACUUGUUUUUAUAUAAUAUCGCAUUGCGAAGAGUGCGAAUUUCGCCUCAUACGGCCCCUGCAUUGCUGGCGAACGGUUGCGUUUAGAGGAUUUGCAUUUGGGACCAACAACUACGGAUUACGCAAACACAUGGCUGCGGACGAGGCGCUUGCCGGCAUCGGCGAGCUGGUCUUCUCGCUAGUGGUUGGCUAUUUUGGAGCGCUGGAAUUUGUGUUUGUGGCACGGCAGCUCUAUCACUGGACCUUUCAACAUAACAGUGCAGCGGCGGCUCUCGAUGCAGCAGCCGAUUCUCAGGAGCUGCCGCGCUUACGUGAGCGCCUUAAUGAUGAGUUGGACACUGCAACGGCACGGGAGCAGGCGGCGGGUACACAGGUGAUGCAGGAUGGUGUGGCCUACAGCAAUGGAUUUCGUGUCGAUCCAUCGCAAAUGAAUCCAAUGUCGUCGGAGAAACGUGAGGCCCUCGAAGAGGAACUAGAGCGACAGCGACGCAUCGAGAAGGAGACACGCAAACAGCUGGCAGAGGCUGAGGCUAGAUUGGCGGAGGAACGCAAAAUCGCCGAGCAACAGAGAAAGGCUGCCGAAGAAGCAGAAGCCGCCGAAAAUGCUAGAAAACUGAUAGAGGCGGAGCAGCGACGCGAGGCUGAACAGCGACAACGAGAGGAAAUCGAGAGACAAGAAAGAGAAGAAAACGAAAGAAAACUUAAAGAAGCAGAGCAGCAACAACGUGAGGAAAUUGAACAGAAAUUGAGAGAAGCCGAGCAAAGAGAGCGCGAGGAGAAUGAAAGAAAACUAUUGGCAGCUGAGCACGAGCGACAGGAAGCCGAACGCCAAAGAGAACUCGCCGAAGCCGAGAAUGCUGAGCAGGAACGGAAACUAUUCGAAGCCGAGCACCUGCGACAACAGAAUCAGGCAGAUUUGGAAAAGGAUCAGGAGCUUCGAGAUGCCGAAAUUGUUGAAAGAUUGUUAGCGGCCGAACGCGAGCGCAAGCUCAGCGCCACCGAAAGCGAGUUGGAAGAAGAAGAAUUGAUGGCACAGCAGGCACGCCGUCUAUUGGCCACGAAAACACAACUGGAACAAAAACAAAAGCUAAUUGAGGAAAAUGCACGUAAGUUCCUGGAGGCUGAAGAGGAAAUGGUUGUAUUGCAACAACGUAUGCUAGAGUCCAUCCAGGAUUCGGAAUAUUCCGGGCAGACGCCGGUCGUAGAAGAGCCGUGCAUUAAGCGAAUUGUUCCGCCCAAGUUUGAAGAAACACUGGCAGAUGAGCCGCUGGUCGUGCAAAAGGUAAAAACACAAUUCGGUCAAAGCAGCAGCGGCGAGGAACCCUACGCAACUAAAACUCUCAUUUUUCCUGGUGUGUCCGAUGAAGGCUCAUCCGUUGAACCGAAUUCAAGUCAGCAAUCAUCGUUUAGCACACAGCCGUCUGAGGAACUAACCGCAGAAGCGCUUCGUGCGCAUUUGGAGACAGAGCGUCAGGAGCCGGAUGGUGAGGACAAUGUGCCCGAUAUGCAAUACACCGAAGAUUAUCUGCGUUCACUGGACGGCAUAAAAAACCGACCAUUGGUGAGAGAAGAUGGUUCGGGACGUCGACGGGCCUUCAAGAAGCGACGUUCAAGCGGCAGUUCCAAUUCCUCUCGUGACUCACGGGCUUCACGCGAAGAAGAGCUGAAAAUGUUUACGUCACUGGAGGAAGAGGAGCUGCGUAAAGGCGACAAAGACGAUUACAAUCCCAUAAAGUACGGCAGCGAGCCCACGCUGCGUGUCAAGUCUCACCACAGACGCCACAAGCGCAGUCCUGCGAAAGAUAUAAAAUCUCCCAGUGCCGAUUCCAGCUCACUGGAAAUGCUGGGUGAAGAGAGCACAAAUCCCUGGGGUGAGGUAGUGCCGGAGCACUAUAAAGAUACUGAGUUCUGGAAACGUGAAAAGGCACUGUCGAUAGAUGAAGAAGAGCUGGAGUUGGAGAAACGUGCCUCUGGUGAAGAGGUUGUCGAGGAAGAAGCAACUGCCAACAAUGUACCAAAGGUUUCGUCGUUUGAGGAAGCCACAGAGGCACAAAAUGCGCAAGCGGCAUCGGCUCUAAAAGAGCAGCUAACCAAAGAGAAGGAGGAAGGCGAUAGCGUGCAGGCACCACAGGCUGCGGAAAACAAAUCAAAUUUGCAAACCUCCAACACAACGGAGGGGCAUUCAAGGCAAAGCUCACCUGGCUUGCGUCGCAGUCCACGCAUCGACGAAAUGGAUCACUAUGAGGAGCGUUGGCGUGAAUCAGAAGCAAAGCAGAUGCCCAGCAUCACAGUGGAAGCAGCAGACACGGCGCCUUGGCGGGAUCAGUAUGGACUUCUUAUGGAGGGACUCAGCGAUUUCUACGACUUUACAGCAUCGACCAAUCCCUCGAGAUCGCGUUCAAACUCUCGUAAUCCUUCGCCACAGCCAAAAAAUGUGGCCAAUCGCAUGGAUGUAGACAAUGAGCGCACAUUAGAGGCUUACGAUGACACCGAUAAUAUAGUGCCGGGCGAGUUGAACUGCGAACUGGUGCUGCAGCUACUGGAAGCUACCAUGAACGGUAAUAGCGUUGAGGAGCUGCCACUGCAGAAUGUAGCCGAUGAUGCUGAUAAGACGACAAAAAACCAAAUUCUUCCCAUGGUAUAUGAGACCUCGGAUGAAGCAAACACGGCUCACUCCCUUUUGCAAACUCCAAAAGAUGUGGGCGUGCGCAGUUCAAGAUCUCGAUCACGCUCACGAUCACCUUUGCCAACAACAGAAAACCUAGAGAGAAGCAUAAGCACUCGUCGUGAAAGACUUAUUAAACAAAAUGACGAGCUUUUUGAAAGAAUAUCCAGUGGUUGCAGUAGCCCAAUAGAUAGUACUGACCCUAAUAUGGAAAAUCAUAGUGACGACAUAGCUACCUCCUUGCCAUUGCCUGUAGUGGAAAUUAAUGAGAUUAUUGAAAGCGCUCAAAACGAAGAGAUAAUGGAACGUAGCAGUCCAGAGCAUCAGUAUCUGUUUGUAGAAAGGUCACGUAGUGUCCGUUCCAGAUCCCGCUCUCGUUCCCCCUCACGUUCCCGUUCCCCACUACCUACUGCUGAUAACAUCGAACAGAGCCUGGAAACACGACGUCUGAAACGAAUUCAACAUAACGAUGAAAUAUUUGAACAGCUGCAAGAACAAAAAAGAGCGCAGACACCCGAACCAACUGCUAGUAAUAUACAACCGCCUAUUAUCUCUAUCGAAAUGGUUGAGGCGCCUGCUCAGGAAGAAGAGGAGGCAGGAGCCCAAAUAUACUCAUCCGAGAACGUGACAAGCUUAUUCGAACAAUUGCGCCUUAACCGCUCGCGGUCUCGUUCCAAAACGCCGCUGCCCAAUUCUGACGCUCUAGAACACAGCUUGGAACAAUGUCGCCAGGAUUUGAUAGAGCAAAAUGAAGCAAUAUUUGAACAGCUAUUGGAACGCGCCAGAUCGCCAGACCCUCCACGCUUAACUGUGGAAUAUGUGUACGAGUUUUUGGAGGCUGAGCAGGAGCAAGAUCAUGAGAGUGAACGAGAUAUGCGAUCCCUAUCACCUUCUCGCUCGCGGUCUGGUUCCAAAUCCCCAGAUAAUAUGAAUCGCGAUACAGAAGACUUCCAUCUGAUGCUCAAUCUUGAAGGAUCUGCUAAUCGCACACUAAGCAAAAACAGUGAGGAAUUAGAAACAGUUUUGGCGGCUAGACAGCGAGAGCUGGAUCUUGAAGCACUGCAGCAGUUGACAAAUGCCAAUGAGGAAGUAGAAUUGCGCGUGCUCAGUCCCAGCGAGGAAGAACGCCACGAGGUAGCCCAAUCAUUGCCUGAGUACAAACGUACGGUCUCUGAUGUAGCCAGGGAUCUCAGGAGAAAGCUAAGGCCAAAAGGCUUCAAGCGAUCAACCUAUGUAGGUGAGUCGCUAGACUUUAGCGAAGAGUUUUCACAUUCGCGCAGCUGCUCACCAUUGCUAGACAAGUUGGAUUUAGAAGAAUCCCAGGAGCAUGUGGCAAAUGAAGGCAAAUCAUUGCCUGAAUAUGAGCGCACCGUCUCUGAUGUAGCCAGGGAUCUCAGGAAGAAGCUAAAGCCGAAAGGCUUCAAACGUUCAACCUAUGUAGGUGAGUCAAUAGACUUUAGCGAAGAGUUUUUGCAUUCGCGCAGUUGCUCACCACCGUUAGACAAAUUGGAUUUAGAAGAAUCUCAGGAGCAUGCGGCAAGCCAUCGGGAACUGCAGACAGCCAUCUUAGACUCGCUGAUGACGGCUAGCGGUGGACAGACCAGCAUCGAAGAUCGUCUAGGCGCAAAGCCCAAGACAAACGAAUACGGCCGAACAUUCUCGGAGGAGCUCAAAGAUCCACAACCCAUAAGAGAAGAGCAUCAACGUAGUGCAGAAUUUCAAAGAUCGCGUAGUCAAAGCCGCUCUCCACUACGUGAAGAACAAUUGGAAGACUUAAAAGCCAUUGAUGCCGAAAUAGCCAAACGCGACCUGCAGGAUCAGCUUCUCGAUAAAUUGGCCGCCUCCAGUGUCAAUUUUCAAAACUUCUCGCGCCACUUGAAUGCCGAUUUCUUAGACAGUGAGCGACGCGCUUCGGACUCGGCAUUGAUUCAAAAUGAUCCCUAUGCUGAUCUGGAUCCAGAGGAAUAUCAUCACUUUCGACGCUACUCUCUAGCGCAGGAGCAACCAGUAGAGGAAUAUCCCAACGACGAUUACGUUUAUGUAUCUCAAAUCGAGGUGCGCACCUUAACGGGCACCCGUACAUGGUUGAAAGAGGAUUUCUAUAGUGAUGAUGGGGAAAGCUUUGAAGUGAGCUUAAGUGACGUCACUGGUCACAUGCAGAAAUCCAAUGGUCAGGAAAAAUCAAUAGAAACUGUACAAAGCGUCGAAAGCCUAGAAGGAGAGGGUGCAUGGGCGCGUGAUGUCAUGGCCGUCGAAGCAGCGGAAGCGGAUUUUGAUGCCACCAAUGCAAUCUACAAUUUUGAUAUUGUCGCUGAAUAUGAUAUUCUUGAUGACGCUACCAGUAAUGAUAGUGAAGAUGAACGCCAAACGGUGGUUGAAAUUGAGGACGAAUUCGAUGAGGGUAUAUCGGAUUACAAUUCACGAGGCGGAGGACCGACAGAUGAAUCUCAUCAUGACACAUCUGAGUGCGAGGAAGCAGAGCGUAAUGCUGAUCGCUACGAGAAUCGUGGUGCCAACGAUUGGGAGGAUAUGGAUGACUUUGAGGACUUUCUAGACUAUAGUCUAGACGAUGGUGCAGUCGGAGGAGUGACACCCUAUUCGGACCCCGACUCAUUCAUUGAGCAAAUCUACAAUGAAGCAAUCAAGAAUCGCAAACAGUCGGGUAUAUUGAGAGAUUACGAGACUAUGGUGGAAGAGCAGCUGCCUACAGAAAAUGGCGAGUCGGACAAGGAGAAGUCCAGCUCGGAGAACGAUCGCUAUGCUCUGUGGGCCAAGACCAGAGCACUGGAGCAACCGGGCAGUAACAGACAAGCCGAUGUAUCACUUGGUUUAUUAGAGAGCGAACGAAAGGACUCGGAAAUGCGGUAUUUGGGGGAUGCGCAUGUGGUCGCCCGUCAGUCAACGCGCUUGCGCACACGAUACGGUUACAGCCCCCAGUUGCAGGUGGGAAAUCUAAUGGAUGAUAUUGAGGUGGACAUGAACUACAAGCCAAAGAAAGAAUACAAUUGGCGCAAAAACUUUAAGCUAGAUGAUGGUGAACCGAACGAGAGCGAGAAUAAUGAAGUAGCAAACGAAGGAACAGAAGGGGUAGCCCAGGCAGAAGAGGAGGCGCAGGUGGAGUUGGAGCCGGGACAAGAACCGGAACCAGAAACUGUGCGUUAUGAUAAUGAAGAACUAGAUAAUGAUAUGCGACGUUUCAGUUUGGGGGGCGAAAGUAUAACACUCUUUAGUCGCAGUCCAGUGCGUGAAAUUUUGUCGGGCGUGCCUGAGGAAACUAUGCCGGAAAUGGAAAAUGUGGUGUUAUUGGAACAGGAGUACGAACCAGCCCCACCAAAUACAGAAGAACCCUCCAAUGAAAAGCCAAAGAAAAAGAAGAGCAAGAAGAAGACACGUAAAGGCUCCAAAACGGAGGAGCAGUUACAGAAUGAUGACAACGACUCAGACACACAGCUCUACAGGAAUCUUCAUGAUGAUAAUGCAGAAGUGAACACAACAGAGACGCCACCCAAGCGCAAGUCCCGCUCUCGUCGCAGCUCCAAGAGCAGUCUGACCAAUGAGGAAGCAACAAACAAUGGUUUGUUUUCACCGCGCAGCAGCAUUGGCUUUAUGGGCGAUACCCUUGAAGGUAUAGCGGAGUUGGAGGCAACCGAGGAACCAGUCCAAAAGAAGAAAACCAAAAAACGGAAGAAGGUCAAGGAGGAGAAUCCAGUGGCAGAGCCCGAACAAAUUGAUGAGGCUCUGGCUGCAGCCCUUGCCGCAAUAGCUCCAGUGUCCAUAUCCGCUUCCACACACCUGACACCCUCAUCUACACAGCAGAAUAUACUGUCCGCUAUAAGCACGGGCCAAAGUGUCUGUAUUACGCCUUCAUCAUCUGUGGAGUCCACCACAGCCGUAGAGUUGCCAGCCAUCCCCAACAACAGCAAUAGCAACUCUGUUGUGCCUGCUCGCUCCGUCGUGGACACCUUCGACAUACUCAAAGAUGCUAACUUCUAUCCGCUUUUCUAAGCUGCGCUUUACGGGUUUCGCACAAUCGCUCACUUUCUCGCUUCUUCGUCUUCUAAUUAAACUAUAUAUUUCACUUCCUUUUUUUCUUAUAGACAUAAAGCCCCAAUCCAGCAAAAUGCACGCAAAGAACCACCACCCAGUCACCCAGUCCGCCAAAAGACAAAUGCACACACAAUGCACUGAAGGUAUACGCCACAUGCCGAUCCAUUUAAAAGAAGACAAAGAAACCGUGUAAAAUACUAACGUAACGAACAGACGAACGAUUUUCUGAAUGAACAGAAAGUUUUUUCAUUUUUUUUUUCCUGUAUCAUAUGAGUUUGAAAAUACAUAUUAUCUUCAAUUUA
Molecule: messenger RNA, 7582 nt
Organism: Scaptodrosophila lebanonensis
Lineage: Eukaryota; Metazoa; Arthropoda; Insecta; Diptera; Drosophilidae
Gene: Lmpt
Product: four and a half LIM domains protein 2
Exons: 3
Coding region: 699-7238 (2179 amino acids)
Cellular component (GO): nucleus; Z disc
Molecular function (GO): zinc ion binding; transcription coregulator activity
Source: RefSeq, a predicted model, not a curated record